CACAACGUAUGCUGGGACUGCUAACUUUAAUGUCAUAUUGUGUGGAUGAUCAGUUUUAUCUAUUCCAGCUAAACAACCUUGCCAGUCGUACAAACAGUUUAUGGAUUACAAAAACAACAAAUCAAAAGAAAGACAGUCCUUUAGCUGUGGGCCAAAGAGACGACUUAAACAUGAAAGACGACAAGUUCAGAUAAACAUAGGAUUGAUGGUGCCACAUGGGUGUGAUUUGAAACCUGCAAGAGGCAAAACACUUCCAUUAUUUACAGACCCAGAAAUAACAGCCCCUGAUUUACUGAAACUUGCUGUCCAUAAAAUGAGAGUCUUUAACAAGGACAUGGAUGAAGGACCAUACGUCCUUUUGUUUCCAGAUUGCUCUGAAGUGGUCCAUGUGCCUGGAACAGAAAGGCCAUUCAUGUUGGCUGACUAUAGAAAAGAAAUAGGAAAGACAUAUUGCAGAAUCAGUUUUUUCCUAUGCCAAGACAAACAUUUUAGAGGAGUGGAUGCUAGAUCAGAAUCAGACUCUGAUUCUGAAAUUGUCAUCACAACUAGGAGCAGAACUGAAUUCAAUCAGGCUGACACCGUGGUUUUUAAACCCCAGAACCAAAGUACUCCCAAAAACAAACCCGAAGAUGAAGAGGUAAACAUUACACUACCUGAAAUCAUCACAAAUCUGUCACAUCCUAUUGAUCAUGGAAGAGUCAGCCGGUUCAACAUCUCAAGGUCAAAUGUUUGGGAUGGAGCAAUCCGAGGUUUCAAGCGUGCAACCUAUUCAGAAACCUGUGACAUGCUGGUCAGAUUUACUGAUGAUGCUGGUGUUUUUGAAGAUGGAAUUGAUGCAGGUGGUCCUAGACGAGAGUUUCUAACUCUAUUAAUGAAACAUCUAAAAGAUCGGCCAAUUUUUGAUGGACCAGCAGGACAACGUUUCUUGGUCUACAAUGCAAACGCUGUCAGGGAGGAUGAGUACUACUUGGCAGGGAAGAUGAUUGCAGUGUCAGUUGUGCAUGGAGGUCCAGGUCCCCAUUUCCUGUCAGAAGAUCUUGUACAUUACCUAGCAGGCCAGCCUUCAUUCAAAGCAACAGUUGAUUUAAUAAUUGAAGAAGAAAUAGGGAAAGCUUUGCGAGAGAUUGAGAAUGCUGCUUCUGUGGAGGCUCUGCAAGACUGUACUCUGAGGCAUAGCACAAUGUUACAGACAGCUGGCUGUCUGAGACAUGUGGCAGCUCUUGAAGAAAAGAAAACAGUUGUGUCAGACUAUCUCCGAUGGUAUAUUAUUGACCGCAACUGUAACUGUGUUGUACUCUUUAGAUUUAAGGAAGGUCUUUCAGCCCUUCAGUUUUUAACUGCACUGCAGCAGUACCCUACAUUGCUGGCCCCUGUCCUGUGCUACUCAGAAAAGAAACUUACUGCUCUUGAACUUGAGAGACUUUUCAAACAUGACCUCAGUCCAUCAGGAAGCAACAGAAGGCUCAGAGAAGGACAAACCCUGGGUUACUGGGCAGACUAUCUCCUUGAUUGUGAAGAAGGCCAGGCUGCUCUGUGUGUGGAAGAUGUUUUAAUGUUUGCAACUGGACUAACUUCACUUCCCCCCUCUGGAUUGGAACCACUGCCAAAAAUCGAGUUUCUGGAUGAUUCACCAUUCCCAAUGGCAAAUACAUGUUCAAACACAUUAAAAUUACCACUCCUAGAUUCUUACAAUGUGUUUAAAUCACGUAUGGAUUUUGGAAUUCAGAAUUCCCCAGGAUUUGGCUGUUUUUAAAAUGUGUGAUCAGUUUGUAGAUAUGAGCUGGGGAAAAGCAUGUUUUGGUUAGGUCUAUAUGCACGUGUGAACAUGUUCUUGUUCAUGUUAGGUUACAUUUGGACAGAUUUAUUAAAGUCCUGAUAUCUCAAAGAGGUAAUAGGAAAAGAAAUACAGAUAAAGAGUUAAUGUUUAUUUUCCAUUU
Molecule: messenger RNA, 1937 nt
Organism: Trichomycterus rosablanca
Lineage: Eukaryota; Metazoa; Chordata; Actinopteri; Siluriformes; Trichomycteridae
Product: G2/M phase-specific E3 ubiquitin-protein ligase-like
Exons: 9
Coding region: 101-1753 (550 amino acids)
Biological process (GO): protein polyubiquitination
Molecular function (GO): ubiquitin protein ligase activity
Source: RefSeq, a predicted model, not a curated record